UAGAUUUAUCGGUCGCAUGCUCACAAAUUUUCAUUUGGUGUGUGUGUGUGUGUGAGAGGAGCCCCCAAUGAGCCACAUAAGUGAAUUUCCACAAAUAUUUUAAUACGUAAAGUGAUCAAAAGUGAAACUAACACACACAAAUUAAAAUGCCGGACGCAGUGCAGCAAAGCUUUGUUCGCUCCUUCAUUGACUACUUGAAAAAGCAGGUGGAUGUGAUGUCGCCGGAUCAGAGUGAAAGCAUUGAAGUAGCCAUUCAAUGUUUGCAAGCCGCUUUCGAUGUGGGCGACGAGGAGCCGGAACAGCUAACGGCAACAUCACAAAGCACAACGGCUGCAGCCGCCGCUUCGGGUGCAGCUCCAGGCGGCGAUGCUGCAGUUGCCAGCGGCAGUGGCAGCAACAGCGUGGUCAACACAAAGAACAUUGACAUGUUUGAGCUUUUCCAAUCGCUGUACAUUGAACGCAAUCCCGAGUCCUUGGCCCUGGCCGAAUCGAUCAAAAACGAGGGCAAUCGCCUGAUGAAGGACUGCAAAUACAAUGAGGCACUGCUACAAUAUAAUCGCGCCAUCACAUUUGAUCCCAAGAAUCCAAUUUUCUAUUGCAACCGGGCCGCCGCUCACAUUCGCCUGGGCGACAACGAUCGCGCUGUAACCGAUUGCAAAUCGGCACUGCUCUAUAAUGCUAACUAUAGCAAGGCGUAUUGCCGCUUGGGUGUGGCCUAUUCCAAUCUGGGCAAAUUCAACGAGGCGGAGCAGGCGUAUGCCAAGGCCAUUGAACUGGAGCCGGACAAUGCCGACUAUCGCAACAAUCUGGAGGUUGUUCGCAAUGCUCGCAAUCAGCCGCCUCAAUUGUCGCAUCUCACAGAUGGCCUCAAUGCCAUGUUAACCAAUCCAACUGUCCGCAACCUGUUUAGCAGCGCUGAGAUCGAUCUGGAGCAGUUGCAAUCCAUGACGCAGAAUCCCAUGGUCAUGAACACCAUUGGCCAAUUGUUUGCGAAUAUGGGCGGCGCUCAAGGUGCCGCACCUGCAGGUGGAGCAGCUCCCGGUCAAGUGCCACCCAUGCCAAAUGACAUGCUGCAACUGUUCCAGAGCUUUGCCACACAGUUGGUCGGCGCCCAGCAGCAAGGUGGCGCCAAUCCUGGAGGUGGUCCCGGAGGACCGCCAGGUGGCCAACAACCGGGCAAUCAGCCCCCUCCAAGUAUCUAGAUGUGUGCAGCGUCCACUUAGUGUUAGCAUAUGUACUCAUCUAUGCUUAAAACUUAAAUCGAUUGUUUAAAUGUUUAAAAAUGCUUAUAAUACACAAUACAUAUAUAUUUUUAAUAAUGCUAAAUAAAUACAUACAACACACGA
Drosophila innubila is the source of this 1346-nucleotide messenger RNA. It is a transcript of the gene Sgt, whose product is annotated as small glutamine-rich tetratricopeptide repeat-containing protein beta. Gene Ontology annotation, molecular function: protein binding; molecular adaptor activity. The transcript has a single exon. Lineage: Eukaryota; Metazoa; Arthropoda; Insecta; Diptera; Drosophilidae. Gene Ontology annotation, cellular component: membrane; TRC complex. Gene Ontology annotation, biological process: post-translational protein targeting to endoplasmic reticulum membrane. The coding region runs from base 147 to 1202 and encodes 351 amino acids. The record is from RefSeq and is a predicted model, not a curated record.